Messenger RNA from Scomber japonicus (chub mackerel), 2690 nucleotides. RefSeq names its product complement component 7a (gene c7a). The record is from RefSeq and is a predicted model, not a curated record. The transcript has 19 exons. Gene Ontology annotation, cellular component: membrane attack complex. Bases 1 to 2532 code for a protein of 843 amino acids. Gene Ontology annotation, molecular function: protein binding. Lineage: Eukaryota; Metazoa; Chordata; Actinopteri; Scombriformes; Scombridae. Gene Ontology annotation, biological process: immune response.
AUGAAGAAUAUUGCACAACUCUGUCUAGCAGUCUUGCCAUCACUUCUGUUCCUCUUCACUCCUAAAGGGAUUUGUGCCCAGAGUGUGCAUUGCCAGUGGGGGCCAUAUGGGGAUUGGUCAGAGUGCGAUGGGUGCACCAAAUUGCAGACCAGAACACGAGCCAUGGCUGUCUAUGCUCAGUUUGGAGGAAACCCUUGCCCAGGGGAGCGAACAGAGACCAGGUCCUGUGAAACCACAAAAGGCUGCCCUCUAGAGGAUGGAUGUGGAGACAGGUUUCGCUGCAGAUCAGGGAAGUGUGUUAGCCAAUCUCUAGUGUGUAACGGAGAUCAGGACUGUGAGGAAGAUGGACAGGAUGAACAAGGUUGUGACCCAUUACAAAAAUACAUUGUAUGUUCACAUUCAGCUCCCCCACCUAACACUGAACUCUUGGGACUCGGGUAUGAUGUGGUGACUGGAAAGAGGAGGGGUAGUGUCAUCAACACAAAGAGCUUUGGGGGUCAGUGUCGCACCAUGUUCAGUGGGGUCCACAAUAAUGUCUACAGACUGCCCCUGAGUACUAUCCAGUACAGCUUUAUGGUUAAAGCACAGAAUGAUUUCAGUGAUGAGAUGUUCAAAAGUGAAUGGCAUUAUGCAAAGGACAUUGUCAAUAGACAGACAGUGUCCGGGACCACAACAGGAUUUCGUAACUAUGAAUUCCAUGAGACAUAUGACAAGACUAAGGUUCACAAGAUUUUGGUUUUAAAGAAUGACAUAGAGGUCGCUCAGUUCCAGAGUAACUCUCCUCAGUACCUCCCAAUAUCUGAGGAGUUCUGGAAGGCACUGGCCAAACUACCAUCUGUCUAUGACUAUGCCGCCUACAGGAAGGUUUUGGAAAAGUUUGGUACACACUACCUUUCUGAAGGAAACCUUGGAGGCUCCUUCAAAGUUGUGGCCAAGAUUGAUGAAAAAACCGAACGAUGGACGGAGUCUGAAAGCCUGCAGUAUAAUGAAUGUGAAAGGACUAGACGUUGGUUUCUGAUAUUCCCCAUCACCCAUGUGGACUGUUGUCAAGGUCAAAGUGGUUACAGCAAACCCAGGGGUGCUCAAACAAUUAAACAUGUGCAUAAGGUGGACGUAGAUGGAGGAGACCUUCCAUUUAUAGCAGGACUGAAAACCAUGGACUUCAAUAAUCCAGAAAGGAAUUGGGAAAUAUACUCAAACUGGGCUGACUCUAUUCAAUCGUUUCCACAGGUUACCAAACAAAAGCUGCGGCCGCUGUCAGAGCUGGUGAAGGAGGUUCAUUGUGCUGGGGUGAAAAAACUCUACCUUCGCAGAGCCAUAGAGCAGUACCUUAGUGAGAGUGACCCCUGCCACUGCCAGCCCUGCAGAAACAAUGGCAUGGCUGUCAUGGAUGGAGAUGUAUGCAAAUGCAUCUGUAAGCCUGGAACAUUAGGCCUGGCCUGUGAGCAGGAAAGUGAAGUGGAGGGUCAGCAGGGAGUGAUUCAUGGGGGUUGGUCCUGUUGGUCUUCCUGGUCAACAUGUUCUGGGAAUCGGAGGUCGCGAAGACGUUCCUGCUCUAAUCCCACUCCUCAGAACGGGGGAGAGAGCUGCAUCGGAGAAACCACUGAGACAUCUGACUGUGAAGACGAAGACAUACGAUACUUAAAAACCAUGGAGCCUCAGUGCUUUGACCUGACCCUCCCAGCAAGUCAGAAGUGUGGAGUCCCACCUGCUCUAAUCAAUGGCUACAUUCUGGACCCUAAGGACAUUUACAUUGUGGGUAGUAAGGUUGAGUACACUUGCGCUGAAGGUUUCUUUCUUAUUGGUCACAGCACCCUAGAAUGCACUGCUGAUCAAACUUGGUCUGCCAGACCCGGACUGUGUACAAUUUCAAGGUGCACAAUCGGGUCCCUCGCUGAUGAUCUCAUUGCCUCUCCAUUAAAGCAGGCCUAUACAAUAGGGGAGACAGUUACUUUGUCUUGCCCAGAGGGCAGACAGCUUCUAGGAGAAGCAACAAUUAUUUGUGACGCCAGUCUAAAUUUUUCACCAGAUCCAGCAAAUAUCAAAUGCAGCCCAGUCAGUGUGCCAGAACAACCCAUCAUUCCUUCAGCAAUAUGUCAGCAGUGGGAGAAGUCUUCCAGAGGAAAAUGUGUUUGCAAAAUGCCUUUUGAGUGCGGUUCAUCUUUGGAGUUGUGCUCCACUAGUCCUGUCCUGAGGGGAAAGUCAAUCCUUCUCAGUGUGUGCAAAUUACAUGCACUGCAGUGUCUGAAGAAGAACCACGUAAUAGCAGAGGACAGCACCUGCGAGUGGCCACUGCGCAACACAACUACAGACUGUACCAACUGUCAGAUGUGGGAAACCUGUGAUGAUCAAACAAAUAAGUGUCGCUGUAAGGACUCUGCAGAGUGUUCGACCCCAGGAUAUAAUGUGUGUGUUCGUGUUGGGGAGGAUGCGACUGCAGCCACGCAGACCAUGAGCGAGUGUGAAGCAGGACUACGGCGAUGUAAAGAAGAAAAGGUGUCAGUUGUCAAUAUCCAGCCAUGCACCACUUGAGGAUACAGGAGGAUGGUUGACCUUACAACUCUAUUAUACAUUCCUUAUAGUUCCUGAAUCAGUAUUUUUUAGGUAAAGGAGCAUUAUUAUGCAUGUGUAAAGUAGAAUAAAACUGUAUUGAACCAGCAAAUAAAUAAUAAAGCACAAGGUAUGCUUAA